Molecule: messenger RNA, 1184 nt
Organism: Myxocyprinus asiaticus (Chinese sucker)
Lineage: Eukaryota; Metazoa; Chordata; Actinopteri; Cypriniformes; Catostomidae
Product: pre-rRNA-processing protein TSR2 homolog
Exons: 5
Coding region: 38-589 (183 amino acids)
Biological process (GO): maturation of SSU-rRNA from tricistronic rRNA transcript (SSU-rRNA, 5.8S rRNA, LSU-rRNA)
Cellular component (GO): nucleus
Source: RefSeq, a predicted model, not a curated record
CUCUUUGAUCGACUCUUCAUGUCUGGUCAUUGUCAACAUGGCGCCGCUCACAUCUUCAACACGUGAAUUGUUCAUUGCGGCAAUUCGAGCUGUUUUGGAAACCUGGCCUGUGCUGCAAAUUGCGGUCGAUAAUGGUUUUGGUGGCGCAUAUAGUCAGCAGAAAGCGGAAUGGAUGGUGGACGCGCUACAGCAGUAUUUCAACGACAACGAUGACCUACAGCAGGAUGAAGUGGAGGAUUUCAUCUCAGAAUUGAUGAAUAAUGAAUUUGACACGGUGGUGGAUGAUGGCAGCCUGCCUCAGGUGGCACAGAAGGUGUGUUUGAUGUACCAGCAGUGUCAGCAGGGUGAACUGGCAGAGGUCAGAGAGCAAAUCAGUCUGCUGGCACAGAAAAAGAGCGCUGGAAGGGCAAAGGUCACACCUGCAGAUGAUGAUGAGGAGGAGAGUGAAAAUGAAGAGGCAAUGGAGUGUGAUGGAGCUGGCGAGGGACCGUCAGUCAACAGUACAGCAGUAAUGGAGAAACCACCACCUCAGGCCACAAGUAAUGAGGAAGAGGAUGAUGGCUGGACUGUUGUGCGCAAGAAAAAGUGACUGGACUGUAUGAAUGAGGAUGGAUGAGUUUUUAAGUUAAAAGACAUUUAAGGACUCUGCCUCUGGACUGUUUUCAUUUGCAGCCAUGACAGACUCUUGAAAACCCCCAUUAUUUUGGGUCUGACUGCAAGUUAAAAACACUUAGUCUGCUUUCAGUUUUUGUAGAUCAAAAUGGACAGAUUACCUCACCGAACCUUGGGAGUAUUCUUUCAUACCUUCUUAAUUCAGAGUUAUAUCAUGUUGGCUACAGUCAGACCUUUGCCAAUGAAAAUUCAUUUGCAUAUGCUUUGUAAUUGGUCUGCUUUUAUCAAAGAUGCUAAAUUUAUACAAGUAACAGAGUUUAUUUAAUUGACAGUUCAAGCCUGACCUAUCCAUGCCUGACUUCUUGGAUACCAGUCAUUUAGCCUAUAACUUGUAGUUUUAUGUAUGCUGUGGUCAUUUGCCACCCCCUUGUGGCAAAUGCAGUGCUGGAUUUUAACCCUUGUGCGUCAAUAAUAAAAAUAAAAAAAAAAAGUUACUCAGAGGUCCUUAUAGGACAAAAAUGUCUGUGUCAAAAAACUGCCAUAAUAAUAUUAAAAUUAUUUUCCACUUUCAA